Molecule: messenger RNA, 2476 nt
Organism: Vidua chalybeata
Lineage: Eukaryota; Metazoa; Chordata; Aves; Passeriformes; Viduidae
Gene: SLC66A3
Product: solute carrier family 66 member 3
Exons: 8
Coding region: 86-799 (237 amino acids)
Source: RefSeq, a predicted model, not a curated record
UCCGUGAGGGCCGCGCCGGCGCCACCGUCCCUCCACACCCCGCCCGCCGCUCCGCGGAUUCCCCGUCCCGGGCCGCCGCAGCGGGAUGGCGCCGGGGCUGCUGGACCUGGUGCACUUGACAACCUGGGCCGUGUGUGCCGUGAUCAAGCUGCCGCAGCUGGUGGCGGUGCUGAGGGCUGGCUCGGCGUGGGGACUCAGCGUGAGCAGCCUCCUCCUGGAGCUGGCCGGCCUCCUUGUGUUUCUGAGGUACCAGAUCUAUUAUGGUUACCCCCUGGAGACAUACCUGGAGUAUCCCAUCGUCAUUGCACAAGAUGUCAUUCUCCUUUGCUGUAUUAUGCAUUUCAGCGGAAAAGCGAGACGAGCUUUUUUCUAUGCAGUCGCAUUUUGGGGGGGAUGGUACAUGCUAACACUGCAGAAGUGGAUAAUAGACCUGGCCAUGAAUCUCUGCACGUUCGUCAGUGCAGCCAGUAAGCUUGUUCAGCUGCAGCAUCUCUUGGACACCAAAGAUUCCGGACAAGUGAGCGCCCUGACCUGGGGCAUGUCUGUAUAUGCCUCUGCAACAAGAAUUAUUACAACUGUAAUGACUACAAAUGAUCUCGCAGCCUCUGCAACCCAAAAAAGCUGUAGCUUUGCAAGCAUUUCAAGUGGGUCUUUACUGGAAAAGGAAAUCUCAUUUCUGGCCCACAUUUCCACCCCCAUGCUUGCUGCUUUUUCUUUGCCAAGUUCUCAUCCGUUUCAUAGUCAUGCUCAUUCUCAAUAUUUGGGUCACAGCCACAAUCCUGCACUACAGGAAGACUAAAAAGACUGAUUAGAAGACACUCAUCAGCACACAUAUCAUUACCAUAAAAAAUAUAAUUAAGCCUAAAGAAUUUAAGAAUUCUUCAGAGAUUGAGGAAGCUCUCUUUCUCUAAUAUUUACCCUUUUGUGUACUUACAAUAUUUACAGUACUUGCAGACUUACACUAUAAUACAUUCAUGCUUACUUUCUCUUAGAAAUAAUUCUGAUAAGAUACUUAAUUUAAGCAGCAUAUUUUUAUUGGUCAUUUCAGACAAGUUUCACUGAUAUCACAUUUUCUCUGGAUUUUUUUUUACUACAAGGUAUUUCAUAGUUAGAUGUAUAUAUAUUCUGGUAUCACUUCAGUACUUUCUGGUUACAUAUAAGCAAUUUUCUUCAAUUAUACAUGAUCAAUUUUGCACCAACAUACUGACUCGUCCUGCUGCAAGACUGAAAAACCACAACAGAAGUUUGUCUUCUUGCAAGCAACUCAAUUAGUUCAACAUUAACUGCCUGUAUUGGAGGAUGAAGAAAAUCUGAGUCAAGAUCCAAUCCAGAAUAAGGUUCUAAUUACUAAGUCACAAACCCAGCUGGGAUUGUAGCACUUACAUGCAACAUUUAACAGUACAAUUUAUACAGCUGAUACAGGAUACCCAUAGUCACUUUCCUCAGUAUACCCUGUUUUUAUUGGAUAAGAGAGCAAAAACUCAACUACGAAUUACUUUUCAACCUGAGCUCUCAUUCACUGAACAUACUGUUUUGGGAACAGCAGGAACUAGAAUGUAUGGGAAUUAAUGAAAUUCUGACCAACAGUUAAAAAUGCUGUUCAAGCAAAAAUUCCUGGAAUGAUAUCCAGAAUUCCCAAACACCAUUCACACUGACAUGUGCACCUUGAUGUAUCUCAGCAGACUGAUCUCCUGUGGUUGUCAGGUUUUGGUGAUUUGUGCUCUGUGGUUCAUAAGUUUUUGGCCUGUCAGUGCUAAGUGAGUUGAAGAACAUAUACUUCACUUAAACUUUUACUUCAGAAAUUAUAAUCAAUUUGUAGUACUUACAGUAAAAAGGGGGAAAGGAUAUUCUUGACAACUGUUAACAGAGGAUUUUAGUUUUGGAAGUACUGCCUUCACAACCAAAAGUUACAUUGGUAAUCAUAUAGCUUGCCUUCAUUUGUCAUUACAUUCCCCAAAAUUAAAAGAUACAACAUUCCAAGAGUUCUUACGGUAUUCUGUUGAUUGGCAUGUAAAAACCUAAGCACCCUUGAUCCCAACACCCUUGAAAACUGUGGGAAGACUGCAUUGACUUCAUUUGAGGCAGGUUUUCUUCACAACAUUCUGAAUUGUGUGACUGCUGUGGAGCAAAGGGAUCUGCAAAAGCAGAUGUUUUGCCAGUGAGCAUGCAGCAAUUGGAGCAUUCACCAUCAGAAAACAGCUGCCUCGUACUCUAAAUUUUAGUGGGAAGGGCUGGGAAGAGAUGUGUCUGUGGGCAUUGAUUUCAUGUAUCCCAUGUCAUUGAGAGCAAGUCAAAGAUGAGCUUUUUUUUUUACUGCUCCAAUAAAAAGUAUAAAUCUUUCUAUGUUGGUUGAAAGAUUAAUUGUAAACAUUCUGAUUUGACUAAAGCUGUGUAAAGUAUCUGAAGUGGUCUAAAUGGUGGCAGGUGGCAUGUGAUAAAUUUUCCAGGUGAUACUAAUAAAUGCUCUUCUUCAAGA